Molecule: messenger RNA, 1278 nt
Organism: Achroia grisella
Lineage: Eukaryota; Metazoa; Arthropoda; Insecta; Lepidoptera; Pyralidae
Exons: 8
Coding region: 152-1210 (352 amino acids)
Source: RefSeq, a predicted model, not a curated record
UUUCCAAAUGUCAACAUAAAAUUAUAAAUAGUUAUUAUCAAAUUUAUUAGUCGCUACUUAUAUAUUUUUUGACUAGUAUUUUAUAAUUUUUUUGUGUGCGUUAUCCUAAUUGAAGAUAUUUUAGUGCAACCAAAGAGACUGCGUUAAUAAUAUGGCAAGCACUGCUGCCUCCGCAAUGAACAAGUUUAGGAUUUCAAGAAGGGGAAGAAAACUACAGACAUCGGAUGACCAAAGAACCCUGGUCGCUCUACCAAAGGAUGUUCCUGAAAGGACAUGGGCAGAAAUACUUCAAAAGGAAGAAAAUGAUUCAGUAAUCUUUGACAUACGCGAGGAAAUUGUUGAAGAGGCUCUGAGGAUUGUAUAUGAGCGCUAUAUGGAGAGACAGAAUGUUCUGUUCACCGCGCACUGUGCUGCUCAAGCUUGGCUCAAGUUAAUUGAUUGGAAUUUCUACCGACACGAUCCUGGGGAAGAUCCCAGUGCUCACCCCCCUUGUUUCAUCCCCAAACGAGUGGAGUCGUGGAUACCGGAUGAGCUGCCAGAACCGUCUCCUAAAGACACGUGGAGCCGCCACGAGCUGAACGUAGUGGAGGAAACAGCAGACGAGGGUCUGCAGAAAUGGCCAAGUAACGAUUCACUAGAUGUACCAGUUGUAGAAGAGAUUCCGUCAGAAUACUGGUUCCCGGGCAAAAUUAAUAUGGCGGAAGAAUUUAGAAGAAGCGGGGAGAAGAUAGAUUCCUGUGUUGAAGAAAAGCCGCUGGUUGUGAUGGCGGGGGUAAGCGGGGUGUGGAAUUACGUGCAGACCUUGAGUGAGAGUACUUCCUCACUCUCCCAUGGGAACCUAGCUGCUGAAAGCGAAGUGCUGCAGAAGGUCACCGAUUACAGUACAGAGGAACUGUCGCAAAAGGAGUCGACCUUCAGCGCUCUGAAGACCACGACGCCAGUAGACGGGUCGUUGCACGGCGCUGGUGACUCUGCAGUAGACCGGCUGAAACCUAAGAGGAGGCACUCGGAGAAGAGCAAAUUAUUCAGCCGAGCCAGCAUGCUCGGAAGAUCCAAAAAUGCUCUACCUCCUUUGGACAUCGGGGAUUCCAGGUCCCGCAUCAGCAUUAUCUCGGAUUGUCGUUUGAGAAACCUAAGAUUGGAAACACAGUACGAGAUUUCGUCUGAGAAAGUCGAUACACCGCCCGGCGAGAUCGUGAAGCGGAAAUAAGUCGUAAAAAUAAAUAAUAAUGUAUUUUUAAAGGAAUGAAUACUUAUAUGGAUAUAUUAACAAAUUAA